Molecule: messenger RNA, 899 nt
Organism: Myripristis murdjan (pinecone soldierfish)
Lineage: Eukaryota; Metazoa; Chordata; Actinopteri; Holocentriformes; Holocentridae
Gene: pebp4
Product: phosphatidylethanolamine binding protein 4
Exons: 7
Coding region: 96-695 (199 amino acids)
Source: RefSeq, a predicted model, not a curated record
GUCAGACGUCGGCGGUGCGGUGCGCACAGCGAGGAGCGCCGGGGAACAACACACACAUCCAGCGACACUAGGCUGGGAACCUGACGAUCUGAACCAUGGCUGUUGCAGGGCUGCUCUGGCUGCUGGCUGCUGUCGCCUGUGUGUUGGGGCUCCAGCAUGCGGAGGGAGCAGCAGACAUGCCGGCUCUGAGUGCUGCGGACGCCUCCUUCUGUCAUGGAGGGCUUGAAGUCGCCUACCCGGAAGUGGACAUCAAUAAAUGCCUCGUGAUUUCAAAGAAUCUCAGAGAGAAGAUCAGCAAAGAGUGGGAGGCUCCACAGAUUUACUUCUCUGGAGCAAAUCAGAGGAAGAACUAUGUUUUGAUGAUGGUCGAUCCUGACGCUCCCAGUCGCUCCAAUCCAGCAGCCGCCAACUGGAGGCACUGGCUGGUGGUGGACAUCCAGGGCAGUGGACUGAGGAGAGGACAGUUACAAGGCACAACCCUGUCUGAAUAUAAACGCCCGACCCCUCCACAAAAGUCUGGUUUUCAUCGCUACCAGUUCAUGUUGUUUGAGCAGCCUCCAGACACACGACUGUCACUCACCAAGCAAGAGAAGUCAUCCCUGGGUAAAUGGGAUCCGCAGGCCUUCGUUGAAAGACUUGACCUGGGUGCGCCUGUGGCCACUCUGCAGUUCCUCACCCAGAAUCACAAAGACUGAAGGAUACUCAACCUGAGCAACAUCCUCUCCUCUUCAUUGUUCAAAUAUGUAGAAGAAGCCAGCUCUGGGUUUCACCUAUUACAUGGAAGUAUCCUUAUUAAUAGAUCUUAUUCUAUAAUAUAGAAAAGGGUGCGAAUACUGUGAAAUUUCGUCACUCUUUCUGAAGUAAACGAUGAGAAUUCUUUGAAAGCCCAUGCCAUGUCA